Schizosaccharomyces octosporus yFS286 is the source of this 1975-nucleotide messenger RNA. Its product is annotated as CAMK/CAMKL/AMPK protein kinase Ppk9. Lineage: Eukaryota; Fungi; Ascomycota; Schizosaccharomycetes; Schizosaccharomycetales; Schizosaccharomycetaceae. Gene Ontology annotation, molecular function: ATP binding; protein serine/threonine kinase activity. The record is from RefSeq and is a predicted model, not a curated record. Bases 156 to 1742 code for a protein of 528 amino acids. Gene Ontology annotation, biological process: intracellular signal transduction; protein phosphorylation. The transcript is spliced from 2 exons. Gene Ontology annotation, cellular component: cytoplasm.
AAGAAUCGUACUAUGUUUCCUUAUUAUGUAAACUCGACAUUCCCGACUACUCUAUGCAAACAACAAGCAGAUUUUGGUUUUUUCAAUCCAUGCUGUUUCUUUCUUUUAUUAAUUAUACACAAUUUUCAUAAGUCCAGAGUGAUUGCUCGUUCCCUAUGCAAAUCACUGCUUUCUCAUCCGUUGAUAGUCGAAAUGUCGAUGAAUCACAAUUCAUUGGUCCUUGGAAGCUGGGAAGGACUCUUGGUGAGGGCAAUCUUGCCAAAGUGAAGUUAGGUAUCCAUGCGGAGACGGGAGAAAGGGUCGCAUUGAAAAUGAUACGCAAUGCGGAACUGGAAGAUGAAUCUCUUUGGAACCACGUUUUACGAGAAGUCAUGAUUCUACGGAAAUUUCAGCACCCAAAUAUUCUCUCCCUGUACCAAGUGCUUCGUGUCCCAAAGUACACAGUUCUCGCACUGGAAUACAUGGAUACUGACCUUCACAGCAUUCUCGCAAAAUGUAAACGUCUAGACGAAUUCGUAGCUCGUAAAAUAUUUCAGCAAAUAGUUUCUGCUGUUGAGUAUUGUCACCAGAAUAAUGUGUCCCACCGCGACUUGAAGCUUGAAAAUAUUCUUCUUACCAAGGACUUCACCGUCAAGCUCAGUGAUUUCAGCCUUUCCAAUUUUAUGUACGACGGUACUUUUCUUAGAACAUCUUGUGGAACUCCCCAUUAUGCUGCUCCCGAAGUCAUACAAGGCCGGUACUACGAUGGAUGCGACGUGGAUAUCUGGGGUUGUGGAAUUCUGCUCUACCUCAUGCUUACCGGUGAAUUUCCCUUUGAAGACGUUACCAUCUCUAAUGUCUUAAGUCGUGCUUGCAAGGGCAUUUAUACAGUACCUUCUCAUGUCUCUACAAAUGCUACUGACUUAAUCCGACGGAUGCUAACCGUCAUCCCUACAUCCAGAAUCAAAAUUGGCGAAAUUAUGUGCCAUCCUUGGUUUAUAGGGGAUAGACUUCCAUCACACCUCUCAUCCGCGCAAGAUUCUUUCCCUUCCCCCGAGAAACAGCAUCCCGUUAGCUAUUACCCAGCUGAAAUAGCAAAACUUUUUGGUUCAUCACCUAAGUCUACUGUCAAUGCCCAAAAUAAUGUAUCACAUCCAUCUUUGGAAGGUUCAUACCCUCAGUUUUAUGCCCCGACCAAUAGUGAUCUUAGCUCUUCCGCGGAAGCUUUGCCUUUCCAUUGCUUUGUCUGGGCAGGGUCAAGCCCAUGUUCACCUCCGAAUCAGAACAUAAACGGUACUUCUACUGCAGUCGGAAUUGCCUCCAAUUCCUCACCUCAAUCCCAUGUCAGUAUUUUACCGACAUCUCUUCCAAGCGAACAUGCAGCUUACAUGGCAAAGACGUUUAAUAUCCACAAAUUGCAGUCGCCGGUGUCGUCUCGGCUACGACCCUUUCGAUGGCAUUUUGGUAUACAAUCAAAUAAAGCUCCUCGAGAUAUAUUGCUGCAGUUUUGCAAAAGCUUACAGCAACUUGGUGCCUCCUUUCGUCCUUACAGUACAGAAGACUUUUUACGAGAAAAUAAAUAUCGCGUAGAUGCGAAAUUCAACUCUGAUAAUUUUGUUGUGUAUUUGACGUUUGAAGUGUUUUCUCUUGGUUCGUUGGCUAACGUUAUUGACAUACGCUUUUCUGGUAAUAGAGCUUCACCGAUCAAUAAUCCAAUGCCCUGUUUUGAAGUCGUUAAACGGUUUUUUCAGAAAAUCAUCUAGCGAUUUUUUUCAUGACUUUUAUUGAUUCUUUUGUUAUUUUUGUUAUGCUAUAGGUGUAAUUUUGUUUUGCUUUGAAGUCUUAUUGUCGUUGAAGCAAAUGAAUCUUUCGCUUCGCUACUAGAAAGAUUCUAUUUCUAUUUGUUCCUUUUUGUUUUUUUUUUUAAAUUAUUUUAAUCUUAAUUAAUGAAUAGUAUUAUUACAUACUUUAUAGCGCAUUCGGCUUUUUUAUCAGG